AUGGGCUCCUCGGGUAACGAUGAGGUCUACGUGACCGUGUCCGCUCUGGAGGCAGGACAGCUCACCUUGCCUGAGAAAUUGUUCAUAACCGAUGCGGACCCAGAGAAGCGAGCAACAGUACCUUCAUUAUCCUUCCUGAUACAACAUCCCUCUGAAGAUGGCAAAGACACGAAACUAGUGUUCGACCUCGGGCUGAAGCGCGACCUGUCAAAGUACCCUCCAGCUCAACAAGCCCAUAUCGCCAACCGCCAGCCGACUAUCCUCCAUCCAGAUUGUGCCGACAGUCUACGGACGGGAGGCUUGGAUCCUGCGAAGGACAUCGACAUCGUGAUACUCUCCCACGUCCAUUGGGAUCACGAGGGUACCCCAGACGACUUUCCCAACUCGCAGUUUGUGGUUGGGUCCGGCACGCUGCAUCUGCUCGCAAACGGCGCGCCUCCGCACUAUCCCAAGGAGAUUUUCAAUCCAGACCUCCUACCCAAAGACCGUACGAGGGAAUUGCCGCCCAACUCGGGAGACAGCAGCACGGCAGCGAAAUCUCAAACGGACCACGCCUGGAAACCUUUUGCCGGGUUCCCCAACACUGUGGACUUCUUCGAUGAUGGCAGUGUAUACAUCGUGGACAGCCCGGGCCAUCUAUUCGGUCACGUCAACUUGCUCGCGCGUCUGAGCCAUACAAAGUGGGCAUACUUGGGUGGUGACUGCUGCCAUGACCCGAGGAUCUUGACUGGAGAAAAAGGGAUUGCCCUGUACGACGAUGGCCACGGCGGACUGAGAUCCGUCCACGUGGACACCGAGCAAGCGCGGCAGACGUUGUCAAAGAUCGGGCCACUCCUGAAGAAGCCCUGCCCAGUCAUCCAAGGUGAUGGGGGCGAGCCGGUCGAGGUGGAGGUUAUUGUUGCACAUGACAAGGGCUGGAGGGAGAAGAAUCGGGACAGGUUUUUCCCGGGAACUCUGUGA
This is a messenger RNA of Cladophialophora yegresii CBS 114405, 960 nucleotides long. RefSeq lists its product as uncharacterized. Bases 1 to 960 code for a protein of 319 amino acids. Lineage: Eukaryota; Fungi; Ascomycota; Eurotiomycetes; Chaetothyriales; Herpotrichiellaceae. The record is from RefSeq and is a predicted model, not a curated record. The transcript has a single exon.